UUUCACUGAUACCAUUGGCAUGUUUUGACAUUCCAUUGUUGAGACCCUCUAGGAGUAGGGAGUUCUAAUGGUUGUAAGUUGUAACUAAAGUAUCAAUACGUUUGCCAAUUAGUAGGUUAAUGGCAUGUUUGCUUUGUUUAGGUAUCAUUAUGUUCGCCUGUGUGGCAAAGGAGAACUAUGGUUGGUCUUAGUCUGUAUCGAAUGAUGGAUUUGUUAGCGGGCCUUUUUUUGCCUAUGAUAUUGGAGCCCAAAAGCUUAUCAUAACUUUUUUCAUAACUAUUUUAAGUGGAAGCUAUUUCAGUACGACAAGUAUCCGAAUCAGGUACGGAAUCCGAUACCGACACAGCAACACGCGGAAGUAUCGAGGACCCUUGGAAAACUUAGGUUAGCAUACUACUCUUUUGCUAAAUGUCAGUGCACAUUAAAAUGGUUAUUACUGGAGUGUUAACUCAUUUGGGUUAGCCAUAGGGUGUAUAUUGCCCGUGAAAGUUUUUUUUUUUGGCAUAGACUGUUUGAAAUGCAGGUCGAGUCACAACAAAGGGUGUGCAAAAAGCCAGUAUGGUCAGAGAGAGGUUCACGUCCUUACAUUUCUUCACACCGAAACUGAAGCACAAUAGGACAAAAUAAUGAUGAGGUUCACAUGUACUGCCAAAAAAGUAUAUCUUGUUCAACUUCCACUUUCAACUUCGAAAUACAGGUCAACUUUGAAUAAGGAUGGACACUACUCCUUAAAUUCUUGUCUUUUUAUAACUUUAUUUGCUAUAUAGCGCUCUAUGUUUUGCCCUCGGUGAAGGUCUCACUCCAGAAGAAGGGAUUAGAUCCAUCAUAAACAUUGUAGCCUCCUCUGCUUCCCAUAGGGCCACACUGAUCUGCAAUGGAAAAUGUUUCAGUUUUAGUUCUGGAUCAUGAUCCAGUAUCCCUGUUGAACAUCUCCAAUACGCUUGUGAAAUUCAACUUCAAAGGUGCGCAUUUCAAUUCCUAAGCAUCUCCAUUCUGUAUUCUUUUCCCCUUCCAUGUAAAAAAGGUGUUUUUAAAGGGAGAAUGAAAGAUAAUAGGUACAUCAUUUUGGAUCUAAUACAAAGACAAGCAAAAAGCUUUCGUGUAUUUUAGAAAAAUAUCAUUUGGAUCUGGUAUGGUUGGUGAAUGAUUACAACCAAUAUAUACCAUGCCAAUCAUUCAAUAUGAAAAUCUAUAGGUAAGAUCAACUCAUACCUAAGAUGUCACUACCUCAGGUUUUAUGUACCACUUUCUUAAUUAUGCACAAUUGGAUCUUUGUUCUGGUUGAUAGCCAAUAUUCAAGGUAUACUCAUAAUGAGAAAUAUAACAAGCACAUGUUCGAAAAGAGGCCUUUGGCGCGAUGUGCUUCAGUGCCAUGUCGGAUUGCUGUGGGCACACGCCUGGUGGUCUGGGGCGUGAGGCAGCUGAUGUCACAGACGCAUGAGAUUCGAUCAUGCGCGAUAUGCCUCAUGCUGUAGCGCAGCGGUACUCUCAAUCCCAUGGUUUUGUGAGCAAUUUUCUAUUUCUGGACAAAUCUCUGUUGUAAAUUGAGCACUCUUUUGCUUAGAACAGUGUACUUCUUAAUUUACACGGGUUUUUUUCCGUAUUAUCCACGAAUGUGAGUGGUCAAAAUCCAACUUAGGGACUAAAUUGCUAUUGUCUCAAGAUAUUCAAAUUCUUUUUCAGAAUUGGAGGAAUUUAUACACUCUAUUAGUCGCUGCUACUUAAUUGUUUCAUUUUUUGUGUGCUUAAGUUGGCUGGUUAAGUUGGCACACAUUUCUCUAUAUUAAGUUAAAAAUAUAUUCAUGAAACUAUUUAAAGGCUUUAAGAUUUGUUUCAUCCCGUAAGAGGGGGAACUGUGAUCCUUUCUACCUUCCAAUCAAUGGACACCUGAUACGUGCUAUUCAUGGGGUACAAUAAAAGACACAAUUUGAUGACCGUUGGCGUCUUCUAUCCGCACAUGCACAUCUGAUUUAAUUUUGGACAUUUCAUAUUUUCGUACUUCCUGUGUACGGCUGUUUGAUGGGAAGUUAGGGUGUAUGGCUGUUUGGCGGUAGGUUGGGGUGUACGGUCACCCAGUGGGAACUCUAUGUCGGUCCAUCUUGAUCUCGACCAGUAACUAGUGGUUGUCUGGCUUGCAUGCAAUGGAUAUAGAGCGUUUCUCAUCACGCAGGGCUCAGCGAGCUAUGGCCCACAUGGUAGCAAAUCUGUCCUCUAAAUCACAUAUGGAUCAUGUACAACCAUCAUCAUAUGUGGAGCAUUUCCGUUGGUAUAUGACAUUUUUAAACAGAAAGGAAGCAGAUGCAGUUCCAUAUAGGAUAUAGUGUUACUGUGUUACCCUUGGAAACUCCAUUAGAUUAUCUUACAUGUAUGUGCAGAAUAUAUUGAAUGAACUUUAUAUGGUUUAAACAGAAUGGCAGCAUAUAACUGCUAGAGUGGUACACUGAUCGCCCGUCCAAGUGUUGGAGUAUGAGGUGAAAUGAGAAAAGCAUAUGCCGAGAUAUCAAGUAGCUAUAUUAGGCUUAGAACUCACUUACUGUAAUAGUACAAGUGGAGGUUAGGAUAGUAAUGUAACAAUAUUUGAUCAUGCUAGCAUGGUUUUUACUUUUUUACUUUCCGAAGAUUUGAGUCUAACUCCACUAUUCCAUAGUUCUGCGCUUCCAAACAGCAGAAGAAGCCCUCGGUUCCCUCGAAAGGGGGGUUAUUAAAGGUGAGGAGCUUGAUUUGGUGGUAGCGGACGUUCGUACUGCCAACACAGAGAAUGAAACUUUGGCGGUGUUUCACCACAUCCUGGAUGCACUCGGAGUGCCUUUUGUCACAAUGUGUGAUUAUGAUGAUGUAGAGGCAGUCUCUGAACGUUUGACCCUAGGAUCAUGCUUCAAUGUGCUUAAACCAUUUGGCACUGAAACCCUCAACAUUCUGAUGCACAAAGCACUGCAACACAAAUCUAGAAGGGUGCUACCUGAGGGAUCAAUCAUUCCAAAGAAAACCCAAGGUAGAAUGGACUCAUCAUCUGCUAAAAAUCACGGGUCUAAAACUGAUGAUAAAGAAUCAUAUGUGCUCAAAGCACGUAGCUCAAAGAAGCUGUGUCGGUUCACAUGGAGCAGUCAGCUCCAUGAGAAGUUCCUGCGGGCUGUUGAAGUGCUUGGGGAGUUUGCUACGCCUAGCAAUAUUCGUCGGCACAUGAAUGUCGAGAAUUUGAAUUUGACCUUGGAGCACAUAGCAAGCCAUCUCCAGAAACAUCGGCUGCGAGAGCAGAAGGCGAAGCAAAAAAAGGAGGAAUCUAAAAAAUAUGCCAGCAUGAAAAAAUUAUCUGACCUGAUUACAUCAUCUCACAAGGAAGCCACUCCUGAACCCAUUGAUCAUCUGACGAGCACACAGAGGCAGAUCACACAUGAGGUUGCCUCUGCUACCUGUGAUAAGUACACUGGAAAUCCGUGGGCACAAGGGGAGGAACGUUCACCCGAUGAAGAAGUUUUAGAGACUAACGUGCACACAGCUGCAGUUUCUGAACGCCCUUCCAUAUCCGUGUGGGAUAAAUACGAGGAGAGCCUGCAGUGCUUUGGUGAAAGCCGGCCGAAAAGGAUUUCAUUGACGUACCAACCGAUGUUGCUGCCUGUGAAGAGUAAAGCUGUUGACGGAUAUGGAGGCAUUGCAUAUGUAUCACCAACUAUUGCUGGUGAAACGGGUUAUGGUGCACCAGCAAGCGUACCCCUGGAGAGCUCUGGCCCGUACAGCAUGAUAACAAGCCUGUUUCAGCAACCGAAAGACACCAGCAAUACUGACGCUGCAGGCAACAAUGUCAACCUGGUGGGCGUUAACCUGCAGGGUUGUUGUUAUACCAUGAACCAGGUUCACACCGCAGCUAAUCUGCAGAAAGAUACCAUUAACCAGGUGUGCCCUGCAGUUGCUCCUCUCGGAAAUACCAUGAAUGGGGCGUACGCUGCAGCCAUGGUCAUUGAUGGUCCGGUGGAUCUAGGGAUCAAUGGCCUGCUUGAUGGUACAGGCAGUUCCCGCUCCACUGCAGAGAAGAUGGCGUGGGAUUCAUUCUGCAGCUGGAAAGAAGCGGAGGCAUUUCUGAUGAACCAGCUGGAAGGAGAGGAGCUGGAAGGCAUUGGACCAGACGUUCAGCUCCAGGUAGACGAUGCUUCGAAGCAGAUGCUUCAGCCGAUGAACAUAGACGACAAUGCUCCCGUGGCUCAAACAAAUGAUGUGCCUGCUGUUCAAGAACCUGCCACUGGUGGUGCUCUGGCGUAUGAUCCUGAGUUUAGCAUUGAUGAUGUGCAGCCCUGGAGCCCUUUUAGCAUUGAUGAUGUGCAGCCCUGGAGCCCUCAGUUUGCAGGUGACGACUAUGGCAUGCCGUUCUAGGGCAGGACAGGUGACUGAAUACCUGAAAGUUGUAUAAGAACUAAUGAAUACUAGUAAUAAUGGUCACUGGUGAGAAAACCCUGGAUGAAAUAAGAGAGAGCUGCAGAUAACUGAGCUCAGGCAAAACAUAUGUUGUUGUAUGCAGACAUAUCCAGUGCUUCGUGACACUGGUUAAACAUAUUUACUUGGCUGUUUUGUUUCCAAUGUUUAUUCUUAUGCAUUAUGACC
This is a messenger RNA of Lolium rigidum, 4593 nucleotides long. RefSeq lists its product as uncharacterized. The coding region runs from base 2818 to 4365 and encodes 515 amino acids. Lineage: Eukaryota; Viridiplantae; Streptophyta; Magnoliopsida; Poales; Poaceae. The record is from RefSeq and is a predicted model, not a curated record. The transcript is spliced from 5 exons. Gene Ontology annotation, molecular function: DNA-binding transcription factor activity; DNA binding. Gene Ontology annotation, biological process: positive regulation of DNA-templated transcription.